This is a messenger RNA of Umbelopsis ramanniana AG, 555 nucleotides long. RefSeq lists its product as uncharacterized. Gene Ontology annotation, cellular component: cytosolic large ribosomal subunit. Bases 33 to 362 code for a protein of 109 amino acids. The transcript has 2 exons. The record is from RefSeq and is a predicted model, not a curated record. Gene Ontology annotation, molecular function: RNA binding; structural constituent of ribosome. Lineage: Eukaryota; Fungi; Mucoromycota; Umbelopsidomycetes; Umbelopsidales; Umbelopsidaceae.
UCCUCCUCUUUUGCUCCCAGUUCUCUCUCGCAAUGGCCCCCGUCAAGAAGACCAAGAAGACCGUCGAGUCCAUCAACUCCCGUCUCCAGCUCGUUACCAAGUCUGGAAAGUACACUCUUGGUUACAAGACCACCUUGAAGACUCUCCGUCACGGAAAGUCCAAGCUCGUCAUCAUUGCUGGUAACUGCCCUCCUCUCCGCAAGUCCGAGAUCGAGUACUAUGCCAUGCUUUCCAAGACUCCUGUCCAUCACUACAAUGGCAACAACAUUGAGCUCGGUACCGCUUGCGGUAAGCUCUUCCGCACCUCCGUCCUUUCCAUCACUGACCAAGGUGACAGUGAAAUUCUCUCCACCCAACAGUAAGGAAAUGGAUGCGAUAGUGUCUAUCUAGGUAGCAACGUUGUUGUUGUAUUUGGGGGCAUUAAAAAAUUGGAAACUGAAAGUGUAAAGACAUUUUCUUUUUCUUUUUGUUUCAAAUAUUUUUUUAUUCUUGCCAUGUCGAUAGCAAUGCUUGACUAAUAAAGCCAACAAAAAAAAAAAAAACAAUGAAAACUUU